Pieris macdunnoughi is the source of this 1092-nucleotide messenger RNA. The record is from the annotation of a GenBank genome assembly. Lineage: Eukaryota; Metazoa; Arthropoda; Insecta; Lepidoptera; Pieridae.
AUGGCUCUCUGUGUUUGCAAAUGCCUUAAUGUAACAAUAAAUUGUGCUAAAGUAGAACAAAUAAGUGAUAUUGAAAGACGGGACCUAUCGUCGACCGAACAAAGAGAUAUUUUUUUCAAUGAGAAUUUGAUUUCUUGCCAACUGAGUACUUUGGAGAGUACUAUCAUUCAACCACCACUUAUUAGCAGCAGGCCUGCUGGGCAGUGGUCACUAGAAUCAUGCUUGGCAUGUGGUGUGACAUUUAUGGCUAAACUUCAAGAGAAAGAUCUUGCCCUUAUUAACUCAUCUUUACAGACUACUCAAGAGAACAUAAAUAACUUAAAGAAAUCAAGCAACUAUUCCCCUGUAUUCAACUUAUUGGUCCCAGAAUCAAAUAUUAGCAUAGACUUCAAAGAAAAUGUAGACACAAACAACAUACAGAGUAACAAGACAAGUUUAUCUUCAAUGGCAGCAGUUGGUUUACGAAAGCAGCUAAAUAAGUCUCUACAAAAUCAAUUAGAAACUAUUGAAGAAAUGGUCAGACAAUACAAAGACCAGAAGUAUGCAGAGUAUGAAGCAUACAGAGAACGAGCACAAAAGGAACACAAAAUUUUAAGCAGUAUAAUAAGCAAAGCACAAUCGAACGAAAGUGAAGCCUGGAACAGCAACGUGGUCAAUGGGCCUCCUUCACCCCUCGCUCCUCCCCUUCAGAGGAGAAGGCUUUCGUCUAUAAAAGACAGUAAGAAGUUCUCGCACAAUAUUAAGGCCAGAGCGCAAACUCCACAAGAGGAAGACUCCUUGGAUGCUGAGGACAUCUUUGACCUUGAAGGCAUGGACUCCCGCAACAUGGUGUCAGACUUUGAUGAUUAUGAUUCUGAUCCCGAGGGCAGCAACGACGAAGGCAUCCACAUUUCUCGGGGCCGCGCAGUCGCAGGCGCAGACGUAGCGCGCUCUUUGCCCGUCAACGUGCCCAACUUCCCCGAGAGGCACACGCAAAUUGAUCUCGCCGAUAAUGAGGAGCCACAGGACAUAGCGGCCAGCAUCAAGGCAUUGGCUCGUUCGGCUUACGGUGUUUUCGAGUUGCCCAGACCGCGAUUUUCUACUCAAAUCUAG